CGUCGCGUCUGCGCAGACGCUUGGCGCAGAGGCCUGGCGGAAGCCAAGAUGGCGCGGAAGAGGUCUGCAGGCCGCGCUUGGCGCUUUCUCCGCGUCUGAGCCGAGUUCUUUGGAAGGGACUGAGGCAGACGCCCUGCGUGCCGCGAUGGCUCGGCAUCGGAACGUCCGAGGAUAUAACUACGAUGAAGAUUUUGAAGAAGAUGAUUUGUAUGGCCAGUCUGUGGAGGAUGAUUAUUGUAUUUCACCAUCAACAGCUGCUCAGUUUAUUUACUCACGACGUGACAACCCUGUAGAAGAAUAUGGUUAUGAAGAUCUGAAAGAGUCUUCUAAUUCUCUUUUGAAUCAACAAUUAAGUGAACUUGACCAAGCUCGUCUGUACUCAUGCCUUGAUCACAUGCGAGAGGUACUGGGAGAUGCUGCGCCUGAUGACAUACUGAUUGAAGCAAUUCUGAAAAACAAGUUUGAUGUCCAGAAGGCUUUGUCAGUGGUUCUGGAACAAGACAAUGUGCAGAAUAUGAAGGAGAAGAGCGAAAGAGCAGUGUCUGCAGGAAAGGCAUCGAAAGGAGUCUUAUUUUCUUCUAAUGAAGUUUCAGUUGAAAAUGUUCAAAAUUCUUGCCCUCAAUCAGAAAAUCAUUUGGAUAGCAACAGCAAAUCUUUUGAUUGUUCUAGUGCAAUAGCAAAAUAUGGAUCACAUAAUUCUUCACUUGUGCCAAGUCACUAUUUACUUCAUAGAAAAAAGAAACUUGACAGACCCCAAAGUGAAAAGGAACUAGAAUCAUGUAAGUUAACAAAGGAGCUGUCCCUGACACCCCUGACUGAUGACGUGCCAAGAGAUCCUUGUGCACGUCAGCCGUCAGUCAGUCUGUCCCCCACAGUCAGUCUGCAGAGUGGGCCUUGUAAGACUGCAGAUGCUCCUGCAUCUGAGUGUGCUCCCGAGGAGGAUUUCACUCUGAAAGAAAUACCAGACUUAAAGUCCUUGAUGAGAGGGAACAUGGCAGCCAGUGCUUCUCGGGGUGUUCAAAGCAGUGUGCUACCUGAUUUUCAAAGCAUGCCAGUGCAGACCAUCUUGGGAAGUUUAAAUAACCCGUUGCACUUACCUGUCCCAUUGGAAAAUAAUUUUAAUCCCAGUAUAAACACUGAAGCUGGACAAAGUGCCAAGAAUAAUAUUGUAAAGAAUAAUAGUUUACCAUUUUUCCAGUGUGAAAGUCUAUCCCUAGCUGAGCUGGUUGAGGAACACAGAGAAAACAGUCCCAGCCAGUGCUUUACUUUAUCCGACCUGUGUAACCAGUCAUCUGCUGGCUUGGGGUCCCUUCCCCUGUCACAACUGGCAAACCGCUCUCCGUCUUCUAAUGAAGUAUCAGAGUUAACAGGAUCUCUGUCAUCGUUGGCAUUUUCCAAAACUUCUCCCACAAGAGACCUGGAGAAUUUGUCCCUUUCAGAUUUGAUUGCAAAAACGAUUGAAUUAGACAAGUCUCCGAUUAAGAGAGAUUCCUUUGAGCUCAGUUUAUCUGAAUUGAGAAAUCCUGGAAUUGAUUCAAAUAUUGAUCUUAGUGUUCUGAUAAAAACUCCAGAGUUUGUUUCAAAGCCUGUAGCUGACCCAUCAGUUGCUCCAACAGCAGACACUAAAGUUCUAACUUCAAAGUUAGGGAAAAAUUCCAGUUCUACUAAGGAUAGUAAGAAAACUAAAAGAGGCUCCCUUGCUAAGAAAGCACCGUUGUCUCUGGCGUGGACCAAGGCUCUUGCUGCUAGGCCUUCAGCUUUUGCUUCAACGCUGUGUCUUCGUUACCCACUGAAGAGCUGCAGGAGGCGCACUCUUGACCUCUACAAGACUUUCCUUUAUAGCAGACAAGUUCAAGAUGUGUCGGACAAAGAAAUGAGUCCUCUUAUAGCAAUAACGCCAUUUGACUUCAAAUCAGCAUCCCCGGAUGACAUUGUAAAAGCCAAUCAAAAGAAAGCAUUUACUAGAGAAUAGUAAUGAGAGGAAAACUCAGUUACUGUUGCAAGCUUUUUAAUCUUAAUGUAAAGUCUCUGUAGCAUCAUUUUCAAUUAUGGGAUCAAAUUGUGAUUUUUAUUAAAAUUGUCUUAAGUACAUUUUAACAACUUAAGUUGGUAAGGAUUUUUGCACUGAGUUUUUUUUUUUUUUUAACAAUGUCUUUUUGGAGUAAUGACUGGUUUCAUUUGAAUGCUAGCUCAUAGAGUAUGUUUACAAUGUACGUAUGGAAACAUUGUGAAUUGAACAUCAGAUGUUUCAUUUGACAAACAACUUAAGUUUUAUGAGGAGAUAUUUUUUUCUAUGAACUAUUUUGUUCUCUUUUUUUUGUAAAUGAAUGUGCAACUACUUGGGCUUAUAGUAUGAAAUUUGUUCUUAGGAUGCAUAGCAUAGUUGAGAUAUACUUAUAUUUUCAAGUAUUAUUGGCAUCAUUCCUAGUUUUAUUAUUUUUUCUUAGGUGACUACUAAAACUUUCCUAUUAGAAACUUUUGAAAUUCUUGAUUUUUGAAAGUACUAUGAAUUAUGGUUGAGGUGCAUUUUUAAUGAUAAGAUGAAAAUCUUUUAAGGGACCAUGUAUAUAUUGCAGCUGAACUAAUGCAUAAAUUAUUUUUAUACAUUAUUUUAUAGAUUUUGAAGGCAUCUUCUUUAAAAUAAACAUAUAGAAAGUGUUUGGAAGUAUGUUUGCAUGUUAUUUUAAUAGGUUUUUGCCAGAUUUCUUCAAUAGUUUCUUUACAGUAAAUAAUGAGAUAUAGACCCUUCCUUUUUGCUCCUGAUGACUGUAUGCCUGGCAGUGACCCAUCAGAGGUGACAGAUCCCAUGAGAGUGCUUAUAGUCAGUAGGAGAAGGCUAUGUCUUCAAUAGCGCUGGUCCUAGAAUUUGGGAAUCACCCGGAGAAGAUUUUUCUAAAUACAGCCACUGUUACUGCUUUUCAGAUGUCUGAGUUGGUUUCUGAGGAUCCCUUGGGAAUGUGGUUCUAGAAGGUCUCCAGGUGGUACUUAUGUCUGCUUUUCCUGGAGAGUUGUAUAGUAAAAUUUUAGUGCCAAAUAUAUCUGACCAACUUAAUUUCUAAUAAUCAGGAAUAUCAAGGAAAAUUACUUAUCAGGGAUAAUGACCUUUUGCCUAGAAUAAUAAAAAGUAGUGUUUAUAUUUCUUGCAUAAAGCUAUUUCUUAGUGAACAUUGAGUAGCUGCCAUCUAAGUAGAAAUAUUUUUUUUUUUUUGGAAGCUACUUCACUAUUCCUUGAAUUUUUUUUUUGUGCGUGUGUGUGUUGUAUUCAAUUUUUUCCAGUAGUUUUAGCUGUACAUGAUACUGCCAUAUCCAGUAUUCUUCUGAGCCACAGCAUGAGUCCCACAUAGUAUUUGUAACUGAGUAUAUCAUUGUUUAUAAUGUCCAGGACAUUAUAAAAACCAGAACAUACAUUUUAGGAUUAGCAUUAACAUUGGGUUCACUAGUCUUUCACCAUCAGUUCAGUAGCUGACUUCUGUAUGUGACUAACCAAUUAGAGUUAUGUAUAGGCAGUGUCCUGUGUAGAGUGGAAUUGUAUUCUGAGAGUUUGUGACACAUCAUUACUCCGGAUACAGUAAGCCUUAUGCAAGUGGUUCUCUUUGCUCGUAAAGCCACAAUUGUCACUUAAUCCACACUGAAGAGUGUGAUAGUAUUAUUUUACUUUUUAAUAGUAAUUUUCAAGAAGAAAAACAAUACUUUGAGAAUUGUACUGUUUUAAGUGGACCGUGUGUCUCUUUGUCGGCUGAUUAGGAUUGAAACUACCACUUGUCUUGGCUACUGGACUGUCGGACAUGUGCUUGACAAGGCCUUGCCCUUUUGGCUGUGGGAAUGUCACAGUUUCUGAGACUCAGAGGGUGAAGCCAAGAAACCUCUUUGCUGCUUCCACUUGUGGCCAUGGUCCUUGGCAUAGAGGUGUGCUCAUUGAUAAACAAACUGUUGUUAGGGUGUUUGCACCAAAUGUGUACUGGCUGCUGCUCGUUGACCAACUGCUGUCUUCGUAGCUCAGGGAUGUUGAGUAUGUAAGGCUUACUUUAUUUUCUAUUUCAGAUAUUCAUGGUGAGAAACAAAGCCAUUUCUGUUUGUGUUAUGAUCAGAUGUCUCUAUUUACAUAGGAAUACAAUAAAAUUAGUCCUAAAUUAUGUGAAAAAUGUUCAAAAUUUUUGCUUUUUGCUCUUUUUGUUCUAUUGUGUGCAUGGGUGUUUUGUCCUGACAUUGUAAAGGACAGAAUUCUUAAAAUUGACUGUCCAGAACCAGGAAUUCAUUCAGUACAGAACACUUAGCUUUUCCUUUUUUCCCAUUUACGUUCUCACCUGUUUAUCUCCUUGGCUUUCAACCUUUCUUUCUUGCGGUAUCUGGGCCAUCUUGCAUCUAGUUGUGACCCCAAUGAUAAUGUCAGAAAGGUGCUUUGGAUAUAAAAGGAAGCACUAAAGAUGAUACAGUGCAGAGAAAAAGAACAAGUUUGUAAAUGGCUGCUAUUUUUUAGAUUGGCCUUGAACCUAUAUUUGGAUUAUUAAAUUUUGGAAAAAUGAUGUAUCAUCAAUUUUCUCUUAUGUCCACAUAUAUAUACACACACACAAUAUAUAUAUAUUUGUUGAUAAAAUUUAUUUAUAGUAAAUAUAUAAAUAUUUGUUUAUAAAAUGAGUUCUGUAGUAGCUUAGAAAUUGUUUUCUGUUAUUUUAAUAAUGGAAUGUGUGUAAACAAAGAUAAUGUUGGCUAGAAAGGGAAGAAUUAAUAGGAAUUUCUCUUACGUUUGUACCUAUAAUUAUAUAAAACUUGGUAAUUGUGUAAGUGAUUUUCAGGCUGUUGGAAACAUGUCACAUUCUGAGUGUAUAUGUACAUUUUUAUAAAAGCUAUGUUGAAAGAAAUUACAACAUAGGUUUUCUUACCCAUGAGAAGUUUCUAUAGAAAUUUGAUACUUCAGAAUGGUAUUUUGUAAUUAAUGUGGAAAGUACUACUGUUUCAUGUCUCUAUAAAUGAACUAAAAACAGUC
Microtus oregoni (creeping vole) is the source of this 4984-nucleotide messenger RNA. It is a transcript of the gene Hbs1l, whose product is annotated as HBS1 like translational GTPase. Bases 146 to 1972 code for a protein of 608 amino acids. The record is from RefSeq and is a predicted model, not a curated record. The transcript is spliced from 5 exons. Gene Ontology annotation, molecular function: GTP binding; GTPase activity. NCBI's taxonomy places the organism in Eukaryota, Metazoa, Chordata, Mammalia, Rodentia, Cricetidae. Gene Ontology annotation, biological process: translation.